This is a messenger RNA of Ostrinia furnacalis (Asian corn borer), 742 nucleotides long. RefSeq lists its product as uncharacterized. The record is from RefSeq and is a predicted model, not a curated record. The transcript is spliced from 5 exons. Lineage: Eukaryota; Metazoa; Arthropoda; Insecta; Lepidoptera; Crambidae. The coding region runs from base 23 to 691 and encodes 222 amino acids.
UUGACGAAAGUAUGUUUUAAAAAUGAGCAGUAAUAAUGUAAAUAAAAAUUAUAAACGUCCAAAACAGAAAACACAAUCGACUACUAAUCCGGAUCGCCCAAAACAGACAAAUAGAACCUUGGAGAAAGAUAAAGCAGAACCGUUAUGUCCAUUGGCAGCGAAGGACUCUGAAUGGGUAGACAUUUUGCAGUCACCGGGUUCCGACCCUGCUAACUCGUCCACCAACGUAUCUGAUGAAGAGGAAGUAGAUUGUGAAGAUGGCCCUCAAAUGAAACCGCUGGCUAUUAUGUUCCCUGGUUUACUAGAAAAAGAUCCUAACACAUUACAAGGGAUGCUUAACAAGGCAAUGUCAACCACAGAAGUGACGAAGCAUUUGGUAGAUCUAGGUCAAAAAGCCAACUUUACUUUUAUGAAAAAGGCAGAUCGAUUGAUACCACCAGAUAAGGUAUGGUUGGAAAGUCUUACAGAAAAUAGUAAUUCAUUUACAUCAAUGACAUCGGCUUUAUUUAGUGGCAGUCUUUCAAGCGAUUAUGAUGCUGACAACGAGGUCGUAAUAUGUAACCAUAGUAGGAUAAAAAGAAACGAGAAACAGAACAGCACAACAAAUAUACAAAGGACAAACAUAAGUUCGGACGAUAUAUUGACAGUUAUAAAACAAAUAGUGGCAGAAAUCAUCCAGGUUGGUACCUAAUUCAUGAAUUAAUCAAUUGUUAUUUGCGAUUAAUCUAGCUGCAUCUCUGUA